CCUUUCCCCGAGGAGCCGGCGGCGGCGGCAGCGGCGCGGAUCGCGCGGCGGCGAGGCGCGAGAUGGCGGCGGAGCACCCCGGACGCGGGGCGAGGGCCAGGCGCCGGCUGUGAGCGGGAGGCCGGAGCCGAGGCGCGUGGGCGCCGCCGGAGCCGCCGGGGGCUGAGGAGGGGCGGCCCCGGCCCCGAAGAGGCUCGGCCGCAGCCCGAGGCCGUCGGCUGCUGGGCGCCCCGCGCCAUGUUCUCGGUGCUCUCCUACGGCAGACUGGUGGCCCGGGCCGUGCUGGGGGGCCUCUCGCAGACCGACUCGCGCGACUACAGCCUGGUGACCGCCAGCUGCGGCUUCGGCAAGGACUUCCGCAAGGGCAUCUUGAAGAAGGGCAUGUGCUACGGCGACGACGCCUGCUUCGUGGCCCGCCACCGGACCGCGGACGUCUUGGGGGUUGCAGAUGGCGUUGGUGGCUGGCGAGACUAUGGCGUCGACCCGUCUCAGUUCUCAGGGACUCUGAUGCGCACUUGUGAACGUUUGGUAAAGGAGGGUCGGUUUGUGCCUAGCCACCCUGUGGGGAUUCUCACCACGAGCUACUGUGAGCUGCUGCAGAACAAAGUCCCGUUGCUUGGGAGCAGCACGGCUUGCAUUGUAGUCCUGGAUCGGACGAGUCAUCGUCUGCACACCGCAAACUUGGGGGAUUCAGGCUUCCUGGUUGUCCGGGGCGGCAGAGUCGUGCACCGCUCCGACGAGCAGCAGCACUAUUUCAAUACUCCGUUCCAGCUCUCAAUAGCACCGCCCGAAGCCGAGGGAGUCGUCUUCAGCGACAGCCCGGCUGCUGCUGACAGCACUACCUUUGAUGUUCAGUUGGGAGACAUCAUUCUGACAGCCACAGAUGGGCUCUUUGACAACAUGCCAGACUACAUGAUUCUUCAGGAGCUUAAGAAGCUAAAGAAUUCAAAUUAUGAAAGUAUACAGCAGACAGCAAGCAGUAUUGCUGAACAGGCUCACGAACUGGCAUAUGAUCCAAAUUAUAUGUCUCCCUUUGCACAGUUUGCGUGUGACAAUGGACUGAAUGUAAGAGGUGGGAAACCAGACGACAUCACUGUUCUUCUCUCUAUAGUAGCUGAAUACACAGACUGACCGGCUGUAAUACUCAGCUUUUAAUGACUUGUGUGUCUCCAACUGUUCUCAGCUUCACAUGAAUUAUUUCCUGCUGGCAGGAAGUCUCUGCACCUGACCUCAGUGGCUAAUCACAUGUUACGUCCAUUGCCUGUUUAAGAUGCAGUCAAGGCCCCUGCCACAAACCUCAGCUGGAGGACACUUGGGUACAUCUCCAAGCAAGAAAUGAAGAAUUUCAAUACUUGAAGCUUGUCUUUCAAAGUUGACUAGUAAUUAUUGCAUAGAAGGGGGGUGAAGAGGGAAUCAUCACUUUAUGGCUCUAAGGAAAAGUGAGCAAGAAGUAAUGUGGAGUUGGCUGUUGGUGGUUUAAAACUAAUCCUGGUUUUUCAAAUCAGUGAAGAGAACCUCCAUGAGGUCCCAAGGAAGUAUUGCUAGAAAAAGCCCAUUUUUCAUCCGUGGACAGUCAGAGCGCGUCCUGUAACUGGCUCGACGUGUUGGAAAGAUAGCUGAACCUUGUGUUUGUAGAUGAGCUCUCCAUAGGCUUCCCAAGUGCAGUGAGUCUCUUGGUCUAUAUCAGUUUUUUUUCAACCGUGGCAACGUUAAGAUGGGUGGACUUUGACUCCCAGAACCGGGAGUUGAAGUCCGCACAUCUUGAAGUUGCCACGGUUGAAACGCACCGGUCUGUGUGGUGUUAGCCAAGAGCUUUGUUACUCAAUUUGAAACACAGAAAUUGUGAAAUGCAGUGUGCAUGUGAGAGAGUGUUUGUGAAGGUGCUUAACUGUGAUAUCGGUGGAACGUUGGCAUAUUGUUUGUUCACACGGGGCCCUUUCGGCAGCUGGAUUUUUCUUCCAGAAGAUCAUUGUUGAACACUCGUUCAGCUGCAGAGAAGUCUAAAGAUGCCCAGGGGUUGCGUGUUUGGGAUGGGACGUUACCCGUGCAGCUACGAGGGGAUCUUGCUGUUCAAGUGAAAAGUGACGGCAUUCUCUGCUCCAGACUUUUCCCCUUUAAUUUGGGGAUGUUUAUGGUGUUUCCGAGAAUCAACCCUGAGUGUGCUCCCCAGCAGUAGUUAGGGUGAGCAAGCAAAACUCUUUGAGUGGGCAGCGAGCAUUUAUACUUCAGUAGUUAGUCUGCGUGCAGGAUUCCCAGAGAAAGUUAAUGAUGUUUACAGGGCUCUAAUUGCUAAUCGGCAAUAUCGCAGAUCUUUGCUUUUGCAUACACUCAGUCCAAUUUCUCAGUAGCUAUAAUUUCCCCUACCCCAUUUUUCUAAGCUUAUGUAAAAAAACAAUAGUUGUUUUUAUUUAUGCAUACAGAUAUAGGUAUGUAUAAAAAUAUUGGUCAGUUUUUCAUAACUUUUUUUGCUGGUAGGAAAAAAGUACUUAGCAAUGAAAAGCCAUGUUUUAUACAGCAGUUGGGUAAUGUUGAUGUUUAGCUGAUAAUCUUGGCGAGUAAAGCAACCGUACCUUU
Candoia aspera is the source of this 2574-nucleotide messenger RNA. RefSeq names its product protein phosphatase targeting COQ7 (gene PPTC7). NCBI's taxonomy places the organism in Eukaryota, Metazoa, Chordata, Lepidosauria, Squamata, Candoiidae. Gene Ontology annotation, molecular function: protein serine/threonine phosphatase activity. Gene Ontology annotation, cellular component: mitochondrion. The record is from RefSeq and is a predicted model, not a curated record. Gene Ontology annotation, biological process: protein dephosphorylation. The transcript has 7 exons. Bases 238 to 1131 code for a protein of 297 amino acids.